Messenger RNA from Aspergillus ruber CBS 135680, 2511 nucleotides. Its product is annotated as FAD binding domain protein. The record is from RefSeq and is a predicted model, not a curated record. The coding region runs from base 1 to 2511 and encodes 836 amino acids. NCBI's taxonomy places the organism in Eukaryota, Fungi, Ascomycota, Eurotiomycetes, Eurotiales, Aspergillaceae. Gene Ontology annotation, molecular function: oxidoreductase activity; FAD binding. The transcript has 10 exons.
AUGUCAAGAUUUUCGUUGAAAGGUCGAACUGCUUUAGUUACCGGAGGCGCUCGGGGAUGUGGCCUUGCAUUUGCGCAGAGCUGUGCUGAAUCUGGAGCCGAUGUGGCCAUUUUUGAUGUUAUUCAACCAGACGAUACAUUCCGAGCCUUGCGUGAACUAUACGGUGUCCGGGUAGAAUACUACGAAGUUGACGUAUCUUCUGAACAAUCUCUCCAAAAUGGCUUCAAUCAGUUCAAAUCUGACUUUUCGAAUGCGCUCGACAUCUGUAUACCAUGCGCCGGAAUCAAUCGUCAUCUCCCCUUCCUCGAAUUCUCAUACCAAGACCACCGCGAUCUACUGUCCGUCAAUGUGCUAGGGUCGUACUUUACGGCACAACUAGCAGCCCGUCAAAUGAUUGCAAAUGGUACACGACAUGGGAGCAUCAUUAUGGUGGCCAGCAUCGCCGGUGAGCGAGCCAUUAGAAGCCAGCUCUGUAGUGCGUACUGUGGCUCCAAAGGCGCCGUGAAAGCCAUGUGUCCAGCCAUUGCGCAGGAAUUGGCGCCUCAUGGAAUCCGUAUCAAUUCGAUCUCACCGGGCUACGUGCAAACGGAAAUGACCGCCGGCUUCCCUCAAUUGCUUGAAAGUUGGAAGAGUGAGAUCAUGCUGGGUCGAGUUGCCCAACCAGACGAUCUCCGGGGCGCGUGCAUGUUUCUGGCGAGCGAUGCCAGUGCAUAUAUGACAGGGCAGGAUAUCGUCGUCGACGGAGGAGUGACUCGUUGGUGCAAUCUCGCGAGGUUCGGCAUCAGAACAACCAUCCUCGAUGAACAGGCCCAUAGGACAUCGACUGGUAGGGCCGAUGGAAUUCAGCCCAAGACUAUCGAGACUCUCAAACAGUUGCGACUCGCCGAUCCCCUUUUGCGUGAGGGUGCGCGCGUAUACGAUAUUUGCUUUUGGGAAUCCACAGAUGAUGCCUCCCUCCAUCGGACCGGUCGCAAAGUACACUAUCCGGAUGGUCUUGUCGGAGCUACGGAUCCCUAUAUCUUGCUGGCUCAUCAGGGGAUGCUCGAGGAUGUUUUUAUCCAGGAUAUGGCCUCUCGUGGGCUGGUUGUUACUCGAAACAGUCGAUUCUUGUCCUCUAGUCGCGUCCCUUCUAACAAUCGGUUGUGCGUGAGCUAUCAAGAUCUUGCGUCCGGCACUACCAAAGAUAUCCAAGCCGAUUACCUCGUUGGCUGCGAUGGCGCUCGGUCACAAGUGCGGCAAUCAAUUCCAGAUGCGCGGCUUGAAGGAGCGAGUACAAACGAAUCCUGGGGUGUCCUGGAUGGCGUGAUAGAAACGGAUUUCCCUGACCUCUGGAGCAAAGUUGCUGUGCGAUCUCAUGCAGCCGGUUCGAUUCUAUGGAUUCCUCGCGAGCGCAACAUGACCCGGUUGUACGUCCAGCUCAGUUCGGUUGACGGUGACGCCGUUGAUAAAACAAUGGUGACGGCAGAGUAUGUCAUGGAGCGCGCAAGGGCCGCCAUGAAUCCAUAUCGGUUGGAAUGGUCCAGCAUUGAAUGGUUCGGCAACUAUGUAGUUGGACAGCGAGUCGCCAAUCAUUUCACGGAUUCCCAACUACAGACAUUUAUCGCUGGUGAUGCAGGACAUUGUCACUCGGCUCUGGCAGCGCAAGGCGCCAACACCAGCAUGCAUGAUACGUUCAACCUCGCGUGGAAAUUGAAUCUCGUAAUUCGUGGCCUGGCAAAGCCAUCACUGUUGUCGACGUAUGAGGGGGAGAGGCAGAAGAUUGCAAAUGACCUUAUCGCUUUUGAUGUCGGACACUGCGAGGCCUUUUCCCAGGGCGAUGAGGCAUUGGCCCGGAACUUUGACGAGAACAUCCGCUUCAUCUCCGGCAUAGGCGCGGAAUAUGCAGCCGGUAUCCUUACGAAAGUGGACGACGACGAAAUGAAUGUGCAUCAAGGUCUCCGUCCGGGAGCCUUGUUAUUGCCAUCUCGAGCGACGCGAUAUAUCGACGCCAACCCGGUCGAUAUCCAACUGGACAUUCCUUUUUUGAGUCAGUUCAGGAUAUACUUGGUUGUUCCUAAUAUAACGAAAGCCAAGUCGUUUUUAUCCGCACUUUGUACUGGCUUGGACGCGUUUCUGCGCCGUAUAUCACCAAUUGCCGACAGGUCUUACUCGGACAUGCCCCGAAGCCUCGCUCAGUCUGAUACGUUCCUAUCGCCCCAGCGAUAUACUGCCGUCUCGCAUCUUGCUACUUUAGCCCUUGUAACCGCGACGCAGAAGUCUACCUUUGAGAUUCAUGAUCUACCAAUUCCGCUCCAAUAUAGCCGUUGGACGAUAUAUCUCGAUGACGUUGAUUCUCCCAAGUGUAUUAACAAGUGGGCCGGUUCGCUCACAGAUACUGAAGCGGCCGUUGUGAAUGUGAGACCGGACGGAUAUGUUGGAUCAGUUGGACGGUGGACUGGUGUUGAUGAUGCAGCGGUUGGUAAAAGAGCGACAGGGUGGGUUGAAGAUUACUACCGCGAAAUCUUGAUUUAG